UUUCCAACCUAUAAUUCUUCGAAUGUCAUAGAAAUGAAAACGCAAACAAACCGGAAAAUGUAAACACUUUCCCAAGAAAUAUUUUCAAUUUCAUACAAUUUUCCUCCAAAAUAUGUAAGAAAUUGUAUUAUAAAUAAUGGAUAUUAAACUUGGUUUGAUGAUCGUGGGUGUUGCAUACUGCAUGGUCUAUUUCUUCGAUUCCUUCUUUAAAAGUUGUGCACAUUAUCCCUACAUUAAAUUUUUAGAAGGUACCGGAUUGAAAAUAGGACUCUUCAAUCUUCAAUGGACCACCACAGCAUUCAACAGAUCCCUUUUGAGAUUUGGAAAUAUUCGAUCAAACACGAAAUUUUUGAAGGUCUGGUUUUCUAUAGGACUAAUAGCUAGUUUGAUAUUGCUUCCUAUUGCAAUACUUCUAUUAAUUUACAGUUUAGUCCAAAAUUUUGUAUCAUCCAAUGAGAACAACUUGAUAACACCUGUGAUACCUGGAAUAAAUUUGCCAGCAUCUGAAAUUUUAUUUUAUAGUGCAACAUUGAUAAUUUGUAGUGUCUUACAUGAACUGGGACACGCCUUAGCGGCUGUGAAAGAAGAUGUUCAAGUACUCAAUAUAGGUGUAACAGUGUUUUACAUCCUCCCGGUUGCAUAUGUUAAUCUAAAUUCAGAAAAUCUUAAAUCUAUCGAUCCAUGGAAAAGAUUGAAAAUAUUGACUGCAGGCAUAUGGCAUAAUUUGUUAUUGUCUUUCGUCUGUUACUUAGCUUAUCUAUCUCUACCUGCAAUAUUAAGUAUUGCGUUCAACACAGGAAAAGGUGUAGCUAUUUACGAAGCUUCAAAAAUGUCACCUUUAAUAGGUCUUAAAGGUCUGGAAAUUGGUGACAUGAUAACAAAAAUAAAUGAUUGUGAAGUAAAGACUGAAAAUACUUGGGUUGAUUGUCUGCAUAGCGUAAACAAAAUGAAUGGAAUGUGCUUUGAUCCUGAUGCAGUUCGGGAACUCGAUGAGACAUCAAUACUAAGACACCUUAGUAGUGGUUUGGUAGAAUGCUGUGAAGAGACAAAGAAGGGUAAUGUUUGUUUUGAAUUUGUAGACAAGGAUGGUAGUAUUCUGGAGUUGCCUUCACAUGUGUGUUUACCAGCAAAAACAAUCAUGAGUAAAUCAGAAUAUUAUUGCUCUAAGAUCGAUCAUAAAUGUCCAAAAGGCUCUCACUGCUUCAUUCCUCAAUUGAAUGGUUCACACUUGUUCAAAAUAAGGGCUUUAAAUAAGCCCAAUAUUUUCUAUAUGGGAUUGACAGAUGACUUUUUGAGGACGUUGAGAGUUUCACCUUAUAUACCAAAAUUUUAUUUCAAAACUCCAGUUUUUGCAGAGACCAUUCGCAAAAUGUUGGAAUAUAUCACCAUCAUAUCCUUAGGACUGGCAAUUAUCAAUGUCGUUCCUUGUUUUUACAUGGACGGUCAGCACAUUAUUAGCACUCUUUUGUAUUUAUCGUUAUCAAAAAGUAUGAAUGGAGAUCGUUUAUUAUUACUGUCGUCUAUGAUUUGUCUGAUUUUCACAGCUCUAUUAAUAGUGCAUUGCGUUUUAACAAUGUGGCCUUUCAUAUUCUGAAAAUAUUCAUAAGUGAUGAAAUUGUAAUAAAUAUUUCAAAUAGA
This is a messenger RNA of Harmonia axyridis, 1638 nucleotides long. It is a transcript of the gene S2P, whose product is annotated as membrane-bound transcription factor site-2 protease. Gene Ontology annotation, cellular component: cytoplasm; membrane. Bases 137 to 1594 code for a protein of 485 amino acids. Gene Ontology annotation, biological process: membrane protein intracellular domain proteolysis; regulation of response to endoplasmic reticulum stress. The transcript is spliced from 3 exons. NCBI's taxonomy places the organism in Eukaryota, Metazoa, Arthropoda, Insecta, Coleoptera, Coccinellidae. Gene Ontology annotation, molecular function: metalloendopeptidase activity. The record is from RefSeq and is a predicted model, not a curated record.